CAGAGAUCUUUUGACUUCGGCGAUGCCGAUGCGGCAGAUAGAAUCGAAUGUGGUAUCGGUUGUCAUGUAUGAUGUUUGAUAACUUUUCGUUGUUAGGAACGGAGCCUUAUUAUUUUUGCCCUGUUAAGGAGAGAUGAUUGUUACCGAUACAACAAAUUUGUAACUGUCAUCGUUGGGAGAUUGUUUUUUUUUACACAUCAUUCUUCAAUGUCUAGAUGAUCCAGCAUACAUCACUGCUUGGGAAAAGAUUGUCAUCGCAAGUUACACAUCACAUCCAGGAGACACUAUCUGCGUUUUCGAGUCACAUAUGGAGCACAGUUGAACAUAAUAGUCGCGACACUUUACAUUUACAACGAAAAUCGCCUUAAGGAAGAAAGAGGUUAGCAUCCUCUAUAUCUAUAGCGGAAUAGCCAAAUUGCAAUAACCAUGCAUCUGACCGAUGUUUGGUGCCAUCUCUGAACUAUGUAAAAUUCAUCAUGGGCUCAACAAACAAAAGAAAACUCCGACUCAGAUACAGAUGCUGGCAGAAAAUUUUUCUGUCAGUUAUUGGACUUCCACUUGCAGUUACAUUGUUCCUGAGUCUUGUAGCCUUCCUCAGAGCUGUUUUCAUACAACCUCAACAAUAUGUGGACAUACUAGAGCUCCUGAAAGACCAGACUUCAGAUGCUAUUGACAGGAGCAGCAUGAAGCUUAGGUCUGAACGUCUUGCUGGAGCACUGAGGAUUCCUACCGUGUCAUAUGCAAUUGAUAAACAAGAGAAACAGGCUAUACUCCAGUACCAUGAGUUUAUUAAGACAAAUUUUCCAUUGAUCCAUAGCUCACCACACAUUAAGAGAGAAGUUAUCAACGAGUACAGUUUGUUGUACACUGUGGAAGGCACAAGUAAAGGAAAGCUACCAUAUUUGUUGGCUUCUCAUUUGGAUGUUGUUCCAGCUGAUCCUAGAGCAUGGGAUGUUCCUCCAUUUAGUGGAAAAAUUGUUAACCAAACUUUUGUUUAUGGUAGAGGAGCCAUCGAUGACAAAACAGGUGUAAUGGGAAUUCUGGAAGCUUUGGAGUAUAUGCUUGAAAAGGGACAAAGGACUCGGAGAACCUUUUACAUUGCCUUUGGUCAUGAUGAGGAAAUAUCAGGAAGACGAGGGGCACAGGAAAUAGCAAAGAUACUCACAGCACGUGGUGUCACUCGAUUAGAUUUUGUAUUGGAUGAAGGCUAUCCACUUACAAAAGGGCUGAUACCUGGCACAGAUAGGCAUGUAGCAAUCAUUGGAGUCUCAGAAAAAGGCUCUGCCACUGUUGAACUCAGUGUAAGGGGAAGUCCAGGGCACUCCAGCUUUCCACCAGCAGAAUCAGCUAUUGGAAUUCUAGCAGCAGCUGUUGCACGUCUAGAAAAAAACCCUCAGCCAGCUCUACUCGGCCAAGGCCCUGAAGCAGCCACAUUCCAGUACCUAGCACCACAUGUUUCGUUUGGUUAUAAAAUUCUGUAUAGUAAUUUAUGGCUCUUUUCGGGACUAAUGGCUCGAGAAUUAGCACUUAAACCGAUUGCAAAUGCAAUUGUUCGCACAACAACAGCCAUCACUGUAUUUCAUGGUGGAAUAAAGGAAAAUGUUGUUCCACCAUCAGCAACAGCUGUCAUCAAUCAUCGAGUACAUCCAGCUCAAAGAGUGGCUGAUGUAAUUUCUUAUGACCGUGAGAUAAUUGAUGAUCCUCGUGUACACAUUCGAGUCAAAACUUCAAGAGAAGCUCAUCCUGUCUCUCCAUUUGACCGUGAUUGCAUUCCCUUUCAGAUGGUAGCUACAAGUAUAAAACAAGUUUUUCAUGAUUCCAUUGUUGUACCAGGUGUUUUCAUUGCUAAUACAGAUACUCGCUGGUACCUGGAUCUUACAUCAAAUCUCUACAGAUUUCUACCAACAAUUGUAACACCAGCAGAUAUUACUCGGUACCAUGGAAAUAAUGAACGGAUUUCCAUAGACAGUUACCAUCAAGCAAUUAAUUUUUAUUACAGAAUAAUUAAGAAUUCAGAUCUACUUAUUAAUGUAGUUCCAGCAUCAGUCAUCAGUAAUGAAGAGAAAGAGUUAUAAGUUUACAGAUAAAUGUCAUGUCACAGCACAUUUUGUAGUGUUCAUUUUUCUUAGCAUGAAAGUUGUGGACAACAAUUAUAGGAUUUACUUAUAUUGAUCUCAUAUCAAAAGUGUCUAUUAUUUUGCUGUUUAACUUCCUUAGACAGAACUCUAUUAGACAAAUAUAUGUGACCAGUAGAAAUCAGUCAAAUCUGGAUAUAUUAGACAUGUCCAUCCAGUAAUGUUUCAGCAAUAGUUAUUCCACUUUACAAGACUUUGACAGACUCUCCUUGUAACAAAUAAUGUCAUGAUGCUGAGCAAAAACAAUUUCUGUUCAGAACCCUUGAAACUAUUACCCCAUAAUAUAUACAUACAUAGCACACAACAAAUAAAAGGGCAAUAUGUAUUUCUCAUCUGCAACAGCUGCAGGGCCUUAAAGCAUCCAAGAAUUUACAAUAAUUGCUAAGAUGACUGUAGUAAUAGACUGCUGUACACUAUUUAUCUUGACACAAAGAUGGAAAGCACAUAUCUGCAAGUUUUAAAUUUUAAGACAAACUAUAAAAAUGUUAGACCAUUUAGUGUUUAAUUCUGGGAUUUGGUGUGAUAUUUCUUACUUGGCUGUGUUGUUGCUUAAUAUAAGCUAUAAUGGAAAGGUGCAAUCCAUUUACACCAAGACAUAUAAAACGAUUUUAGAUUUUCUUCUUCUUUCAUUUGGCUUUUUGCUAACAGUAAGGAGGUUCUUAUGUAGACUAAACUCUCUUUAAAAUGCUUUACAUAUGAAGUGGAACUGGCUAUAAUUAUUUCAUACAUGUUACUAAGCGUAUUAGUAAUGAUGCAUGCAGCGAUUUUUAAAUCUAUAGUGAAUAUUUGUUUCAUUGACUUUUUUCAUGACAUAAGUACACACUGAAUUUCCUGUUUAUUCAUCUUUAUAUUGAGUCAGACAUGUAUUGUGCACUCACUCAAUAUACAGUUGGCACUGGAUGCAAGUCUGUUGUAUAUCAAGUCCAGCAUCUCCUAUAUUAUGUUACUCGAUGCAUUAUUCAGAAAGCACUUUCACAUGCAGGGCACAAACAACGUCUGUUACUACUUGCCUUAUAUUAGUGGUGGGGAGGUCUGCAGUUCAUUUAUUUUCAUUACUUAUCUUUAUAUUUUAUCAAUGCUUUUUACUUCAGACUUUACACUGAAGUACUUUAAAAAUGGGACACUGUACUUAUUAUUUAUUAAGUUAAAACCCAUACCUGAGAAUUCAUUUUGAAUUCACUAAAUUUGCAGUAUAAUAAAAUUAUUGGUAAAUCCUAUCAGAAUAGCUUUGAAAUGGAACCAUGGCAUUUUGGUGCUCUUUUGAAGACACAAGUUGAAAAAGAAUAAUAAUAGAAGGCACUUAAAUUUGCUCUGAGGUUGUUUUAGUUCAUCCAUUCUCUCCCUUUAGUUAUAGACCAUUUUAAGCAUCACCAUAACAUUGCAGUUGCAUAUACAAAGAUGCAGACUUAUUUUUAAUAAGAUUUGUUGUGCUGUAGCAGUUAUCAAACAAAUUUAAUAGGAAAAUGUAUAAAGACAUACAAGGAAACUAUUUUUAUAUACUUCCAUCCAUGACUGUUAAUGUUUUAGAGUAAUUUCUCAUAUUAUAUCUGUGCUAUGUGCAAUGACACCAACUUCACUCCUUCUCGCACUUUAUAUUCAGUGCUCAAUGACACUAUGUAUGACAAUCUUUUCUUUUAUUUCAUUGGUCACCUGUUUCUAAUGACCACACUGUUGAUGGGAUAUUGAACUCUUAUCUUCCCUUCUUUCAUUUCCACUGGUCAACUGGUUCUUUUACCAUGACUUGACUGUACAUUUAACUAUGGCUUUCCCUCAUUUUAUGCCAGCUUAUAUAGUUUCAUGCUCCAGUGCUGCUUUCUACCUCAGGCACAAAUACAUUUAAGGAAGCUAUUUUCACUGCUUUCUAUUUUCACGCCUUCCUGUUUUCAGUGGUUCACAAGUUUGCUUCUGGAUCUCUGAACCAUUGCCAAAAAUAUCAUAACAGGGGAGGG
This is a messenger RNA of Schistocerca piceifrons (Central American locust), 4084 nucleotides long. Its product is annotated as N-fatty-acyl-amino acid synthase/hydrolase PM20D1-like. The record is from RefSeq and is a predicted model, not a curated record. Gene Ontology annotation, molecular function: hydrolase activity, acting on carbon-nitrogen (but not peptide) bonds, in linear amides; metallocarboxypeptidase activity. Gene Ontology annotation, biological process: amino acid metabolic process. NCBI's taxonomy places the organism in Eukaryota, Metazoa, Arthropoda, Insecta, Orthoptera, Acrididae. The coding region runs from base 477 to 2075 and encodes 532 amino acids. The transcript is spliced from 11 exons.